Molecule: messenger RNA, 4122 nt
Organism: Colletotrichum spaethianum
Lineage: Eukaryota; Fungi; Ascomycota; Sordariomycetes; Glomerellales; Glomerellaceae
Exons: 3
Coding region: 1-4122 (1373 amino acids)
Source: RefSeq, a predicted model, not a curated record
AUGUCGUCCGCGUCUAGAAGCUCGUGGAUGCCAGGCCGUCGCCCGAACAGCAAUCGGAUCAGCAUGAGACCGCGAGGAGCAUCCAGGGGUAACAUCACCGUUGUCAGCCACGACGAUGCCUACACCUUCGCCCUGCGUAUCGCCUACCUCAACUACCUUCUCCAGCCGAGACAAAAACGGAAACAAUAUGUCGCCGCUCCGAAACCCGCGCAGAGAUCGCACACCAGUGUUACCGAACUGGUUGGCCAAUUCGUCUCGUCGGGCUCCAACAGCAUCAAGCUGCCUCACGGCUUCCAAAAACCCUUGGAAAAGAGACUUAAGAACGUUCUAACAGGCAAGGAACCUAUGCAAGGCUUCAAUGAUUCGGCUCUCAAGCGAAGCUUUGCCGAGGCAUACACCGCAUUCACCGAUAAGAACUUCCAAAAAUCGGUCGAGAAGGAUCGCAAGCUCGAGCCUUAUGUCCUCAUGUUCUACUCGUCUGCCACCAAGGCCAACCAGAAGUACGCCCAGUUGACAUCGGCGACGGAUGAUUCGUGGAAGGAAACAGCCGACAGGCAUAUGGCUAUGUUCAUCAGGCUAGUGGCGCAGACUCUUCGAGACCAAGGGCACGACAGAGACAGGCCCGAGCUGAUGAGCCGGUUGCACACAUUGGAGAACAAACUACUCACUAGGGACCAGAACCUGUCCCUCGAUUCCGCCGGAGAUGGAGGUAGCUACAUCGAGGUCGUUGCCCCCCUGAGCUACGACGUGAAGGACAUGCCGCUGGUUCUUACUGUGGCUCGCAUAUUUGGUCGAUCCAACUCAGAAGUGCAGGCUGAUCUCGAGGCCAACCGCCAAAUUUGGACUGAAGAAAAUGCCAUCAAAGACAUGAAGAAUUACCAACAAAGACUAGCUUCGGAUGCCCCUGGCGCUUUAAGAAGUCAGGACUUCGAUCUCGAGGACGCAUUUCAAGAAUGGAAACGGGCCGAAGCACCCCAUCUUUCUCAAAUCAUUCUUGACAUAUUGACUGUCAAACCCGAGCUGGCCAAGACAUCGACAGCAGGAGCGGAUAAGGGGCUCCCUGGCCGGCCUCAAUCCACCUUCUUCGGGGAGGAGCAGUCGUAUUCUGAAAUCAGCAAAGCAAUCUCCAGCCCUGAUGGUUCCAUUCUGAACUUUGACAGUUCGAUUAAUUUCGGUUCUUUGUCGCUUGACGACUCGAGUCAGGCCUUCGAUGAAGUCGUCUAUACUUUUAUCCCCAACGACGCCAGAGCUUUCUACAAGGCCAUUUUGAAGGACUGCAUGACUUACGACCAGCUGCAUGCUGAUCCGGCGGCGGAAUACACGCCGCUCUCGCAGCAGUCCAAGGAUCUACUUAUGGAGCUAAGCGUCUACUGGCGGCUGCCGCAGUUCUCGAGGCUCAUUGCCUUCAUUGAGGUGGCUGUCAAAAAGUUUCUGGAUGGAGAGAUCCUGGCCGAAGAUCUCGUCGUGGUCAUGGACAAUGCAAAGACCUCGGAAAUGGAGAGGAAGAAACCGCCACACUUGCACCAAUACAACCUCGGUCUGCUCGAGAUCGAUCAAAGCCGUUGGACGAUGCACGACUUUGCCGUGUACCAGCAAACGUUGAACAGUCUCUAUGAUGCUCUGCUGCGAGAUCUCUACAACCUAAUGCUUAACUGUUACGGACCCAAGCCACCAAACAUUGGGUCCGUCAUGACUCUUCUGGAGGAACACGUUCAAUCCGACCCUGCAUUUUCUGCGAAGCCCGAGCAGGUUCAGGAGUUCGCUGCACAUCUCACUGAAGGUCUGCGACGUGCUGCGACCGACGCCUAUAACGCCUUUGUCCAUGAGAAACUACCUAACCAUGCCUCGGAAUGGGAAUUCACUCACGUUGUCGAGCUCGGACGAGCAGUCACCAAGCUUUCGAACAAGAUCCAGAAGCGAUACAAAAACCUUCCGGAGGUCAUGGGUGUUCAAAUCUGGCAGAUCUUGGUGGAAAUCAUGUUUCCCAGCUACGAACGGGACGCCCAGCACAUCAUUGAGCGGACGAUCGCGGUUGCCAAAGAGAAGGAAAUGGAAAUCAACGUGCAGGAUGGCUUCGACCUUUACAAGGAGUUAGUCGAAAUGCGGCGUACUCACCAUGCCGCAUUGCCCGACAAGCCUUUCGAGUUCCAAAUUGAGGAACUACUUGUUGAUUUCGUUUGGCGAUGGGUUCGCAACGCUGAGACUGUCAUGGUGGAAGUGGUUGAUGGUGCCAUCAGUCAGGAUUCAUUCCAAGUCCGCACUGACGACCCCAAUAAAAUACCCACGGAUGCCGAGCGGCACAGCACUUCCGUCGUUGAUAUAUUUUUGAUGUUCCAUCAAACCAUGGAGCAGGUCUACCAGCUAGAGUGGGACAGCGACGUCCACCAUGCUAGGUUCAUGACGGCUCUGGCACGGUCCUACGCAGCUGGCAUCGGACAGUACUGCGAGGAGCUCGAGAAGCGCUUUGCGAAAGAAAUGGACCGGCCCACGGCGCAGGAGGUUGCCGCAAGCAAGACGACCCAAGAAAAAUUCAUGCAGUACGCUCAAUAUGCUCGAGACGCCUGGAACACCAAAGACGCCCCUGAGCCCUUCCAUUUCUAUCCCGAGUCUUUUGUGAAACUCAACAACAUUGAGCACGCCAUGCAAGAACUGGACAAGUUGGAGAAAGCCAUGAACGUCGACGCUUGUGCUGAAGUUUUGCGAAAAGCCGAAGGCCUCGGGAAGCAGCAACCCAGACGUCCUAACAAGUACGUCUUCACGAUCAAGGUAGUAGAGGCCGAGGACCUCAAAGCCUGCGAUCCUGGUGGUUUCAGCGACCCCUACGUGGUUCUUGGAGACGAAUACCAAAAGCGUCUUUAUAAGACACGCAUUGUGUACAGAAACUUGAACCCCCGUUGGGACGAGUCCGUCGACAUCACAGUCUCGAGCCCCCUUAACAUCAUCGCCACCAUCUGGGACUACGACACCUUUGGUGACCAUGACUUUGUCGGCCGUACUUCACUCAAGGUCGAUCCUAUUCACUUCAGUGAUUACCUGCCCCGCGAAUACUGGCUCGACUUGGACACCCAAGGAAGACUUUUGCUUCGUGUGAGCAUGGAAGGCGAGCGAGACGACAUCCAGUUUUACUUCGGAAAGGCGUUCCGACACUUGAAGAGGACAGAGAGAGACAUGGUUCGCAAGAUUACGGAUAAGCUCCGGGAUCAGAUCAGCGCCACGAUCUCUCACGAAACUCUACGAAACUUGGUCAAAGGUGGUGGCAUUGGCUCUCAAGUGGCCGGCCUGUGGAAGAAGAGAGCUUCUACGAUGCCUACUAUCACGACCGCGAGCGACAUCGAAGGUGCACUGCAGCCACUUUUUCACUACUUCGACCAGAACUUCGCUAUUAUGAAGCAAACUCUGACAGACGCUACGAUGCUGGCGGUUAUGACUCGUUUGUGGAAGGAGGUCCUCCAGGCGAUUGAAAGCCUCUUGGUGCCGCCUCUGUCCGAGAAGCCAUCUUCGCAAAGGCCCUUGUCCCAGAAAGAGCUCGACAUUGUCUACCAAUGGCUCAACUCGCUCUUCGAGUUCUUUAACGCCAAGGACGACUCCGGGGAACAGUUGGGUGUGCCGCAAGACGUUCUAAAGUCCCCCAAGUGGCAUGAACUAGCAGCCCUGAACUUCUUCUACUUUGAGCAGACCGACAACCUGAUUCGAGAAUCCGAGCGCAUGGCAGCUGCCAAUGCCCAGCGUGCGACCCAGAUGCUGCUCCAAGAGAAGCACGAAAACCGUCUCUCGGCUCCUGCGACAUUUGGCCCGACUUUCAGCGGCGGACCGGGUGCUUUUGCCAGCAUGGGCACCAUCCGGCGCGGCAAGAGCAUCAUGAUGAGCCGGAACUUGGGCACGAUGAGGAAGGCCAAGGAAGAGAAGCGCAAAGAGGCCCAGGCGGAUCCCAGCGAUGACAUGAUCCUCCGCAUCCUUCGCAUGAGGCCCGAGGCGACCAAUUACCUCCGCGAGCGACACCGUCAAAAGGAGCGUCAGGCCGCCGCCGCGGCUGCUGCUCUGAUUGUCAAGAAUAGCGUCAACCAGGGAUGGAACACGGGGGGUGCGUCAGCAUACCGGGCUAACAACCUGCCCAGACGAUGA